CCAUCCACAUUCAACAACUCAGCAGUCCGGUGUUAUUGCGCUUCAUGCUGCAAUACUUCCAGGACGUUUGAUCGUGUCAGGAUACGAUCAGAGCAGAUUAAAGGGCAGUUAUCCAACAUUUUUCCGGUUUGUUCCUCCAGACUGGGACCAAGCAGCCGCUGCUGCAGGACGCGCCGUAGGAUUUACGCUGAAGUUGUUCACGGCGCAGCACGAACAGCAGCCAGGCAGGGUGGGAAGUUGGUCCUGUCACCGUAACGUUCCCUCAGUGCACAGGACCUCGGUGGAAAUUUAUGGUUUAGACAGCGGUUGUCACACAGAUGUGCACAAUGUUAGUGCGUGGAAAAUGACUGCAGCCAGCACCGACCUUUCCAUUAUGGUGAGAAGAUGUCUUCUUACUUUCAAACCAUUCAGGAUCUUUGUGGUGGGGAUUGGCUUCUUUAGCCUGUGCUUUCUAAUGACCUCUCUCGGGGGGCAGUUCUCGGCCAAGCGACCCGGAGAUUCCCCCUUCACCGUGCGAUCCGAGGUACUUGGUGGGCAAGAGUCUCGUGGGGUGCUGAGGAAAAUCAGUGACAUGCUGGAGGUCAUUAUGAAGAGAAUGGACGCCCUGUCCAAACUGGGUAACACCACCGACACCCACAGGCUGGAUGAGCUCAGCUCGGCCCUGGACAGGAUUCAGCCUAUGGGGCUAGUGGAGCGUAUCCAGGCCAUAGCCCAGAACAUGUCUGACAUGGCGGUGAGGGUGGAGCAGCUAUUGCAGCGCAGCAUGGCCAGCAACAGAGUUAGGGAUGGAAUAUUAGCACAAUGUGAGAUUCCAAAAGAUCCCCAUUAUCCAGACUGCCCCAGCAAGAUGGACUGGAUGCGCGCUCGUUGGACCUCAGACCCUUGCUAUGCUUUUUAUGGAGUGGAUGGUUCUGACUGCUCAUUCCUCGUCUACCUCAGUGAGGUUGAGUGGUUCUGCCCCCCGCUGGCCUGGAGGAACCAGACUGCUGUACCCACCUUAAAACCACCACCCAAGAGACAGGCGGUUUUCCAGUCUGACACCGGGACUCUGCUGGAGCGGGUGGGCACCGGGAAGGAAUCACUGAGCUUCAUGAAGAGACGCAUACGCAGGCUGGCAUCACAGUGGGCCUCUGCUGCUCGACGGCUGGAUGACAAGCUCAGUGGCCGCUGGAGAGAGCAAAAAAGGAUUCUAGUCCAUGUGGGCUUUCUGACAGAAGAGUCUGGCGAUGUCUUCAGCCCCAAAGUGCUGAAGGGGGGUCCUCUGGGGGAGAUGGUGCAAUGGGCCGACAUCCUCACAGCCCUCCAUGUGCUGGGACACGACCUCAAAAUCUCGGUUUCUCUCAAGGAGCUGCACGGGUUUCUGGGGGUCCCUCCAGGAAGAGGAAGCUGCCCUCUGACCGGGCCGCUGCCCUUUGACCUCAUCUACACAGACUAUCACGGCCUGCAGCAGAUGAAGCAGCACAUGGGUCUGUCACUGAGGAAGCACAAGUGUCACAUCCGAGUGAUAGACACCUUCGGCACUGAGCCCGCUUACAACCACGAGGAGUACGCCACUCUGCACGGCUAUAGGACCAACUGGGGCUAUUGGAACCUCCACAGCCAGCAGUACAUGACCAUGUUCCCCCACACCCCAGACAACUCUUUUAUGGGUUUUGUGGCAGAGGAACUGAAUGAGACUGAGAGACUGAACAUUCGGCGAAACAAGGUUAACAAUAUGGCUGUCGUGUACGGCAAAGAGGCCAGCAUGUGGAAGCUUCAAGGCAAGGAAGAUUUCCUGGCCAUUCUGCAUCGCUACAUGGAGAUCCAUGGGACGGUGUACUAUGAGACACAGCGCCCCCCAGAGGUGCCUGCCUUUGUCAAAAACCACGGUCUGCUACCCCAGCAGGAGCUGCAACAGCUUCUAAGAAAGGCCAAGCUUUUCAUUGGAUUUGGCUUUCCGUACGAAGGUCCCGCCCCUCUGGAGGCCAUAGCCAAUGGCUGCAUUUUUCUACAACCCAAGUUUAAUCCACCUCGCAGCUCCCUCAAUCAUGAAUUCUUCAGAGGGAAGCCCACCUCCAGGGAGGUGUCCUCUCAGCAUCCCUAUGCGGAGCAGUACAUCGGCAGGCCGCACGUCAUCACCAUCGACUUCAAUAACUCUGAAGAGUUUGAGGCAACCAUCAGAGAGAUCAUGGAGAUCAAUGUGGAGCCAUUUCUGCCUUAUGAGUACACCUGUGAGGGGAUGCUUGAAAGAGUUCAUGCCUACAUUCAGAACCAGGACUUUUGUUCUCCUGAAGCUCCCUUUCCUCCAGUAAACUCAUCUCAGACUUGGCUGGGCGGCUCACGGAGCCCUCUCAUCCCCCUGCCCAACUCCACCAUCCUAGCCUGGGCCUCCAACACCAGCUACUACACGCCUUGGCCUCCUCUCAGUGCGCUGCGACUUUUGGCUUCGCUGCAAGGCCAGUCUUGCGUGAAGGCAUGUCAGAGUGCAGGAUUAAUCUGCGAACCUGCUUUGUACCGUUUCAUCAACAUUAAGGAGGCCUUCAGCGCGCUAAACUUCCAGUGUGAGGGACUGGAGUCGGAGAUGAACCACCUUUUCCCAGCCUUCUUAGUAGAACAUGCCGAGUGUGGCCUGCAGCAGGACCCGCUGCUGUUCAGCUGCGCUGGCUCUAGCAGCAAAUUCCAGCGCCUUUGCCCCUGCAGGGACUAUCGUAUCGGCCAGGUGGCGCUCUGCAGGGACUGCCUAUGACCAGAGGAGGACAUGGUAGACUGAGACUUUUCUAAUACUUGGAGACACUCUUUGACCAGGUCAGUCUAUGGUAAAAUGCUGUAAUGAACAAAGUGGGUACAUCCCAAGUCUCAUAUAUAAGCACUAACAUUUCUCAAUUGCGACUUUUCUUUGUGUCUUAGUCCCGCGCAUGAAAAAUGGGAGGCUGAAAAAAGGUAAUGAAAUGUGAGGAGUCAGGAAUUGUGGAUGAACAGCUCAGCCUCCUCAAUCCUCACUUGACCUGGCAGUUGUUCCGGUCAAGCGAAGACCAAGGAGUGAUCAUAAGAGACUUGGGAUGCACCCGGUGACUCCCCUGUUUUACCUCUGAUCUAGGACUGGCUGCAGUGUUAAUAACCUCUCAGGGAACUGCAUGAUACUUUGAAUCUGGAGAGUUUAAAACCUCAGUUUAAAGCUUUACAUGGGUGCACACUCUCUACAGAAGUCAUGGUGACGUGUCAUUUGAUGGUUAAGUUAGAUUAGUAAAGAAACCACAAACAAUCAAAAGAAAAGCUUUGAUUUAAAAAAAGAAAUUGCAAAUGCUUGAAUUUCACAAGUGUUUCUACUCAGUGUUGUGUGAAUACAUACAGUCAUAGUGGAGUAUGGAUAUUUGUACUAGAGCCACCCAAAGCCAUUUACACUGUGUUGACCUGUACUUUUUUACGUGUCCUGUAUGAAUAGAUUUGUACAUACAUGUUGCUUAAUAAAACACAGGGGGAAACAUAUGUUUCCAUUAUGCAUAAAGUCACAUGGUUGUUAAUUAUUAUUAUUGCAUUUACCAUCAUAAAUAUAUCAUCAACCUUUCAUGGUAUUUCAUACUGUAAAGCCAAGUGUGAGGAAAUAUCCUAAUUACUUCUUUCAGUCCAGUUUAUAGCAAACAGUGCUGGCUCUGGCUUUUGAUACACGGUGACAGUAGUGUUUGGGUUGAUGCAUCUUUUUUUGCCACUUAACAAGGUAUUUAUCGUGAAUAGUACAGUAUUCUUCAGCACUGUAUAUACAGAAACACAUUGCAUGUUGCAUUCUUUAGAUAGAGAUGUAGUUUAAUAACAAACAUCAGCUUCCUGUAUAGAGAUGAACUGCAGCGUGCACGCUGAUGUCUGGUAAAAAUCAAAUCAAAGCUUUCUCAACUUAUCAGAAUACAAUAUAAUGUUGGUAUAUGAAGCAUCAUGUUAUUGUUGGCAGGCAGACAGGAAGGCUUUAAACGGCAGAAUCACAUUUUCUCAACUAUUUAUUAAAACUGUGCAUGUUGCUUCCUAAUGC
Molecule: messenger RNA, 4000 nt
Organism: Monopterus albus (swamp eel)
Lineage: Eukaryota; Metazoa; Chordata; Actinopteri; Synbranchiformes; Synbranchidae
Gene: mgat5b
Product: alpha-1,6-mannosylglycoprotein 6-beta-N-acetylglucosaminyltransferase B
Exons: 18
Coding region: 344-2725 (793 amino acids)
Biological process (GO): protein N-linked glycosylation
Cellular component (GO): Golgi apparatus
Molecular function (GO): alpha-1,6-mannosylglycoprotein 6-beta-N-acetylglucosaminyltransferase activity
Source: RefSeq, a predicted model, not a curated record